This is a messenger RNA of Laccaria bicolor S238N-H82, 645 nucleotides long. RefSeq lists its product as uncharacterized. The transcript is spliced from 3 exons. Lineage: Eukaryota; Fungi; Basidiomycota; Agaricomycetes; Agaricales; Hydnangiaceae. Bases 1 to 645 code for a protein of 214 amino acids. The record is from RefSeq and is a predicted model, not a curated record.
AUGCACCUGCUCGCCCUUCUGGCCCUCUCAUCACUGCCAUUGCUACAUGCCUCUGACCUCCGUACCCUGUCUCCACAUACCCACCUUGCCCGCAGUCUCUCCUCAUCUCAGUCGUCGAAACAGUUCCCAUACGUUCAACAGUUUGACGCGUCUUCCCUAGCUGAAUUAAUCUCGAGCGAUUGCCAAUCUCGCCUCCUCCGAUACGCCCCUGGCGAACCAAGGAUUGUGCUGGAGCAUGACAUAAAGCACGUCGUGUCUCUCGAAAUGCCCCAAUUGCUCGAUUCAGGCAAGUCCAGGAAAGAAGCCAUGACGAAACAUGAAUCAAUCCUUGGCCAUGAGCUUUCAGCUCUUGCAUCCGUUUUUCCCAGUCAUCUCAUCAUUUACGCCGGCGCUUCACUCCCGGCACACUCAAGACGCCAACUGAACGAGAACAUGCACGCUGCUGCGAAUACCACUCUUCCAGCGGGGGGGAUUCUCAAACGAUACCAACUCUUGACCCCGGGACUCAUCACUGUCCUCCUUGUGACCUUCUUCCUCCUCACUCCCCUCGUGAUGUUUGGCAUCAACGCAUUGGCAAGCAUCCAGAAUCCACUGCGGGUUGAUGCUCCCAAAGGCUUCAACGCACAGGACAAGAAGAAUCAAUAG